Molecule: messenger RNA, 923 nt
Organism: Amphiprion ocellaris (clown anemonefish)
Lineage: Eukaryota; Metazoa; Chordata; Actinopteri; Pomacentridae
Gene: pno1
Product: partner of NOB1 homolog
Exons: 7
Coding region: 96-839 (247 amino acids)
Cellular component (GO): nucleolus
Molecular function (GO): RNA binding
Source: RefSeq, a predicted model, not a curated record
GUCCUUUCCCUUCCACGAGGACACGUUCAUGCCUGUCUGUUCGGACUCUGCCCCAGUUUUUACUCUUUAUUCUUGUUUUUAACAAUACUACCGGGAUGGACAUCGAUAAAAACCCAACCGUAGAAGCCGGAGCAACAGCUAUGGAGAGUAAAGAAGACGCAGAUUCUUUCACUAAAGUAAAAUCUAGAAAAACUCAGAAGAGAAAACUUGAACCGGACGGAGCGGACAUGGACACGGAGGAGCCGGUGAAACGGCCUCAGUUUAAACCGCUGUCAGGAGACAAACUACGGGGUCCGGAUGAGAUGCGUAAAAUCCCUGUUCCUGCUCACAGAUACACCCCUCUGAAGGACAACUGGCUGAAGAUCUUCACUCCCAUUGUAGAAAACCUGCAUCUGCAAGUCAGAUUCAACCUCAAGACCAGAAACGUCGAAAUCAAAACGUGUAAAGAAACACAGGACAUCGGUUCACUGACAAAAGCUGCAGAUUUCGUUAAAGCGUUUAUUCUUGGAUUCCAGGUUGAAGACGCUCUGGCUCUCAUCAGAUUAGACGAGCUUUUCCUCGAAAGCUUCGAUGUCACGGACGUAAAACCUCUGAAGGGCGACCACUUAUCCAGAGCCAUCGGGAGGAUAGCGGGGAAGGGAGGAAAAACCAAAUUCACCAUCGAAAACGUCACAAAGACUCGUAUUGUCCUCGCAGACACAAAAGUUCACAUAUUAGGGUCUUUCCAGAACAUCAAGAUGGCUCGAACAGCGAUCUGCAACCUGAUCUUGGGAAGUCCACCUUCAAAGGUCUACGGCAACAUCAGAGUGGUGGCCAGCAGGACGGCAGAGAGAUUCUGAAGUCUAAUUGGUCGCCGUGUGUAUUUAUCUCCUCCCCCAUUGGCUGAAAGUUUGUGUAAAUAAAUAAAAGAAUCGACUAAAGAA